This is a messenger RNA of Aspergillus calidoustus, 1089 nucleotides long. The record is from the annotation of a GenBank genome assembly. NCBI's taxonomy places the organism in Eukaryota, Fungi, Ascomycota, Eurotiomycetes, Eurotiales, Aspergillaceae.
AUGAAAGCUCCUCCCUCCGAGAUUAUCGCUUCGUGGCCGGAACCGAAUUAUGUCAACCCUGAUUAUCAAGGGCCUCAACUGCUGAUUGUUGGUGUGAUUCUUCUGGUCGUCAGCUGUACUGUUGUCGGCCUGCGACUCUGGGUUCGACUACAUAUGAAGAAUUCCGCUAGCUGGGAUGACUGGAUUAUGCUUUCCGUCAUUCCAUUCAUGGUCUGCUCUACCGCGGUUGCGAUCCUGGGGACGAGAUAUGGAUGGGGGUAUCAUAUAUGGGAUAGUAAACCAGGAUGGCGCAAACCUGCCUUGAUGACCUCCUAUUUCAGCCAAAUCUGCCUCACGAUUAUCAUGACGCUCGUCAAACUUUCUCUUCUUGCUUCCUACCUCCGAUUCCUAACCCUCCCCUUGUAUCGACAUCUCAAUUGGGGCAUGAUCACACUCGUAACUUGCUGGGGCAUCGCCUUUUUAGUAGCAUCGCUCACAGCCUGCCGCCCACUCCGCGCGUACUGGGACACCGGGCUCGCCCUACAGGCCCAGUGCAUCGACGACCAGGCGCGUACCCUUGCAUUCACGAUAUCCAACCUUGUUACCGACGUCAUGAUCUUGAUCCUCCCCAUACCCACCUUUUGGAGACUCAAGUUGCCGAUCCGCGAAAGACUAGCCCUCACUGGCCUUAUGAGUCUGGGAUUGCUGGCGUGCGCUGCUUCGGCCGUUCGCUUAUACUACGCUCACCGAAUAUACCACGUAACCUACGAUUCAUCGUGGGAAGGAUACAACCUCUCCCUCUGGAUCCUCGUCGAAACCAACCUCGCCGUAAUCUGCGCCUCCAUCCCCACGCUGCGCCCGCUGGUGCGCGGCUACUUCUCCGAAUCACGGCUCAACAGUCGCAGCUGCGGAAAUAGCUCGUCGUCGACGCAUAGGCAUUUGGCUCAGGGCGUUUCUCUUUCUGCCUCUACUCACCCUCCGCCGUCGCCUGGGUCUCCAAGGAUAUACAAGCAGACGACGAUUAAGCAGACAUUUUAUAUGACGGAGUCGACUGAGGCCCUGAAUGAUGAGGCGUAUCAGGUCGAGAUGAGUUCUCUUGGGAAGAUUUAG